AUGCUCGCUAUGCUACACUUCAGUAAUCCUGCAACCUAUCUCGAAAUCUACAACCCAUCCAAUCGAUGGGAUAAAGAGGAAAGCCUUUAUCAUAGCUUUGGAGAGGACCGGUCGUCGUUUGGCUUCUUGACAUACAAAGAAGCAAAGGAACGCAAGGAUGUUCUGAAUCGCAUGCUCUCCAGGAAAGCUAUCCUUGGCUCACAGGGAAUCGUCCAGGAGAAAGUUGUGGAACUAUGUAAAUCUUUCGAACGGAAGAAAAACUCAACAGUAAACCUCUUUUACGCUUUCCGAUGCAUGUCGAUUGAUGUCAUUACCUAUCUCUGCUUUGGCAGCUCAGUUGAUGCUAUUAAUGCACCAGAUCAUCAGGCACCAAUUAUCAUAGCGAUGGAUGCGUCAUUGCCUGUGUUUGUUCGCUUCAAACAUUCUGCGUUCUAUAAGUCCAUGAUCGUGAACUGUCCGCCGGCUAUUUCUAAGAUUGUGAGCCCGUUAACAGCAGGCUUGGUAGAUCUCCAGCAGCUUUUAAAAGGCCAAAUUAAGGAAAUGACAGAGGACCCUAGCACAUUGGAGAAGCUUCCGCACUCCCGGACAGUUUUUCACGAGCUGUUGCGACCAGAGGCGUACAAGAGCCGGACCGUACCAUGUGCAGACAGCCUCUAUGAAGAAGCGCAAGCCCUUAUGUUUGGCGGCGCAGAUACAACCGGCACAACCCUCAUGCAUGGUACUUUUUACAUAUUGAAACAACCUGAAGUGUAUCGAAGAUUGAAAGAAGAGAUUCAUGCUGUCUGGCCGAACCUGAACACGCUCCCUGAUUUGACUGACCUGGAGAAACUGCCUUAUCUUACUGCUGUUCUCAAAGAGUCAUUGCGCAUGAGUCCGGGUGUCGCAUCUGCGCUUCCAAGGAUUGUGCCACCCUCGGGCGCUAAAAUAUCAGGACAAUUCAUUCCCGGUGGAACCGUGGUAGGGAUGAGCAGCCACUUUGUGCACCGCAGCGAAACCGUUUUUGAGAAGCCGAACGAGUUUAUCCCUGAUCGCUGGCUCGGAGAAAAGGGAUCGCAACUCGAUAAAUGGCUCUUUAGCUUCUCUCAUGGCCCUAGAAGUUGCCUAGGUCAAAACCUUGCAUGGGCAGAACUAUACUUCUGUUUUGCGCACCUUUACCGGAAAUUUGACAUUGAAAUGGAUCCGUCAAGGUAA
Coccidioides posadasii C735 delta SOWgp is the source of this 1191-nucleotide messenger RNA. The record is from RefSeq and is a predicted model, not a curated record. Lineage: Eukaryota; Fungi; Ascomycota; Eurotiomycetes; Onygenales; Onygenaceae.